Rhodotorula toruloides NP11 is the source of this 1521-nucleotide messenger RNA. RefSeq names its product cold-shock DNA-binding domain containing protein. The transcript is spliced from 4 exons. The record is from RefSeq and is a predicted model, not a curated record. NCBI's taxonomy places the organism in Eukaryota, Fungi, Basidiomycota, Microbotryomycetes, Sporidiobolales, Sporidiobolaceae. Gene Ontology annotation, molecular function: nucleic acid binding. The coding region runs from base 1 to 1521 and encodes 506 amino acids. Gene Ontology annotation, cellular component: nucleus. Gene Ontology annotation, biological process: regulation of gene expression.
AUGAGCGCAUUGGACCUGGAUCUCUCGCGGCUCUCGCUCGCCUCGCCGUACCCGCCCCAGGGCCACGAGCGCCACCAGGCGCACCACGGCGUCCCCAGCAAUGCACACAGGAGUCAGUCGUCGUCGCUCGACAGGCAGGUCGACUCGCUCUCGCCGCCGCCGUCCCAGUCCAACCCGUCGCAGGGCACCGCCAACUCGUCCCUCCAGCCUCACCAGAUCAUGCAGCCGCCCGUCCACUCGGGUCCUCCGCCUCACAUUCAGCUCAAGGAACCCCAGAGGAGGCGCGGCGUCGUCAAGUUUUUCAACAGCUUGAAGGGCUUCGGCUUUGUCGUCGACAACGACCCGGCGGCGCUUGGCGGUCAGGAAGUCUUCUGCCACUUCAGCGCGAUUGCGGGAAAGAGCGGGUUCAGGUCGCUCGCAGAGGGCGAGGAAGUCGAGUAUGAGCUCGUGCAGGGGCCGAAGGGAUUCCAGGCGGCCAACUUGACAGGACCGGGCGGACGCAGCGUUGUCGGUGACCCCAAGGCUCGCAUGCAGAAGCCUCCCGCCUACCUCUCGCUCGCUCCUUUCGCCAUGCCCCUCGGCGCUCCCUACCUCGCCGACCCGUACCACGCCCAGCACGCAGGCGUCUACGCCGGCUCACCCUACACUCAGCACGUCCUCUACGUCCCGGCGACCGCUUCCCUCCCUCCGACGCAAUACACCUACGCUCCCGUCCCUAUCGCCGCUGGUCCGCCCACGCACCGUCACCAGCCGUCUGGCUCGAUGACGGGCGCGCCCUCAAGCGCCUCGACAAGCCCCUUUGCCGCGCCGCAAUACCAGAGCUACGCAUCGCCUAGCCCGCUCGGAAGUGGCUCGGCCCCUCAGGCGGCUAGCAAUGGUACCGCAGGUGCCGGUGGAGCAGAGCGCUACUCUGGCAUGGCUCGCAUCGGCGGCGGAGGAGCUGGCGGGUUUGGCGCGCCUCAGCAGCCUGGAGCGGGAGACCUCCCGCGCGGUCUCGGCGGCGCGGCGGGUCCGACGUUCGGUACUGUCCCUCCGCAUGCCGGUCCCGCCAGUUUCUCGCCUCCCGGCGGCUUCGUCGGCCUGCCCGGCUCGCCCGGCGGACCUGCAGCAGGCGGAGCAGGAGGAGGAGGCGGCCCUUCGUUCGGCGGCUUCGCGCCCUUUUCGCCUCCCUCGUUCAACCACGCCCCGCUCUUCCCUCCCCCUCCCGGGGACGCGCAAGCCGGUUUCGCCUCGUUCGGCUCGUUCGCGCCGCAGCACCAGCAGCACCCCUUCGCCGCUGGCGCAGGAGGACCCCCUUCGCGCGGUCCGUCCGCCUCGACGCCCUCGACUUCCGCUCUCUUUGGCACUUCGACAGCGUCGGCUUCAGGGACGCCUCUCCCUGCCCCCAUCGGUAGUCGCUCGGGAACGCCUGCCGCUGGCGGUCGCUCGACGCCUGCGCUCGGUAACGGGUCGCUCGGCAAUGACGCAUGGAAGACGACUGCCCCGGGCUCGAGCGGCGGGUUGUACGUCAACGGCGAGUAG